Ruditapes philippinarum (Manila clam) is the source of this 908-nucleotide messenger RNA. RefSeq lists its product as uncharacterized. The record is from RefSeq and is a predicted model, not a curated record. Lineage: Eukaryota; Metazoa; Mollusca; Bivalvia; Venerida; Veneridae. Bases 1 to 378 code for a protein of 125 amino acids. The transcript has 3 exons.
AUGCCUAAUUUACUGCAGAAUGGAGAAGCGUCAAAAGGAGAAGGAAGUUUAUACGAAAAACUGAAAGAGAACCUCGAAACUGCACGAGACCUCACAGACACGUUGAAGCGGGAAAAAUGGCGGCUCAGCAGACGACAAAUGAGUGUAGAGUUACGAAUGGGAGAACUGGAGGAAUAUAAAUCACAUCUAAAACAAGAUAUGACGGACAUGAAUCAGACAGUGGAGUCACUGAGCAUGCGCAUAAUUCAGCUGGAAGACAUGCUUGUGGAAGCCCAAGAGUUGCAAGAACAUACUGAAGCUGAAAGAGCUGUCACACAAAAGCGCCUAGAUGAAUCAGAGAAAACAAUAAAAGGUGUUGCUUUAUUGGUAAACCCUUAACCUGCAGAAUUUCUUUAAUUCACUUAAUUAGCUUCCAUUUUGCAGGUUGGUCUGACUAUGUUCUGGUAACAUUAUGCUCAUCACUUUAAUCAGAAGUGUUAAAGUGUUCAAGGGAAGUUGAUAUUUUUAUCAGACAUGAAUACGCUGAACAUUAUUGUCUUUUGGAAUUAUACAAGUUUUAAUUGGUGUUUUACCUCUAAAUCCUACCGUCAGUUAAGGCCUUAAGACAUAAAUACCCACGCUUGAUCAUGUAUUGAUAAUAAAAAAACGCCAUUAAUUAUCGUUCCUCAGUAUUGUCACAUGUUACUUUUUAUUUGUAAAUCUUGCCUUUCUUUACGUUAAGGUUUGGUUGGCCUGUGCCACUUUUACGAUAAAAGGUAUGUCUCUUUGUUAUUAUCGUAGUACAAUUUACAAUUAUUUUGAUUAACAGACACGUGUUUCAAUUUUCAACAGCGAUUACUUUUUCCCCUCAAGAAUGAUGCUACAUAUAUGUGUGUGUGUGUGUGUGUGUGCGUGCGUGCGUGCGUGCG